Messenger RNA from Pan troglodytes (chimpanzee), 2129 nucleotides. RefSeq lists its product as uncharacterized. The coding region runs from base 1 to 732 and encodes 243 amino acids. The transcript has 4 exons. The record is from RefSeq and is a predicted model, not a curated record. Lineage: Eukaryota; Metazoa; Chordata; Mammalia; Primates; Hominidae.
AUGGGGCUGAGGGCGGAUGUUGGGAGUGCGGGCGGGCUCGGGGGUUGCCUGGAGGCUGCUGCCCGCACACAGAAGGCGGCUGCAGCUUGGGUGCCCAGGCGGGCUGGAGGGGCAUGGCCUGGGCGGCCCCGGGAUCGCCAGCGCGCCCAACUGAGGGUCCCCAGGGCGUACCUCCCGCCCCACUCCUCCACCGCAGGGAGUUCGAGGCCGCUGGCAUGGGCACUCGGCAUUCACCCCGAUGGGGUUGAGCGGCAGGUUCUCAGUUCUCGCCCCUGUGCAGCCGCCGCCGGGCAGAAUGCCUGGCUUGGCCGCAGCCCCCGGGACACCUGGCCCUGGUUCUGCGAUGCUGGGAGCGCGAGCAGGCUCGGGAGUUACCAGGCAGUUGUUGCCUGCACACAGAGGGCGACUGCAGCUUGGGCGCCCAGGCGGCGGAGCAUGGUCUGGGUGGGCUCCAGAACGCUGCGCGCCAGGCCUGUGGGCCCCCCUGGUGGUGCCGCCCGCCCCGCUCUUCCUCUGCCGGAGCCUGGAGCAGCUGGAAUGGCCACUCUGCAGUCACUGGGGAUGGAGUUAAGUUUUCUUAUCCCAUGCAUGCACACGAAAAGAUCUCCUUUACAGGAAAGGGCUCAGAUGAGAAGAAACCGUUCAAAGGAAAAGGCAAGACCGCCUCUUCCCAUUCCAGUGAGAAGCACAUACAAAGGCAAGGGAACUGUCCAGAAGAGGAACGCAGCUUGAUGUUAAAAAAAAAAAAAAAUCAAAGUCCUCCACUGCUGUGCACUACAGUGAAAUCCAGGAGAUCUGUGAUGCCCACCAUAAGGGACAUUCGAGGGCUUGCACUGGGCACAGCCAGUGGCACAGGUCUGGGGCCCUAGGAUUCCAAUGACCAGCACUUGGAAAAAGCUUGGUGACCUCUGUUGGAGCUAUGCUGGAGGCUACUUAUCAAGACCUAGCCCAGGUGUGGGCACAGCAGGUCCAUUUUCCACUGACCUGAGAGCAGCUCACAUUGCUGACUUGGAUCUGGGGGCCUCUGUGUGCCCAGGUGCAGACCUUCUAUGCCAUUGCCACCCAGGGAGCUUAAGUCUUACCUGCUGAGGGUUGGCUUGUCUCAGCCACACUGUCUGGUCCUGGGGAUAGAGGCCCGAAUAGAGAAGCUCACCCUUUUUUGGGCAUGCUGUACCUGAGCAUGUCAGUACCUGAGCAUGUCAGUGGGUCCGAUGAGGCUUGAGCUGAGAGGACCCUGACCCUAUUCAGCAGAGGAUGCAGCUCUGGGAAUGAGAACGAGGACCUGCUACUGCUCAGAUUUCUCUAGAUGACCAGCAGUGACAAUAUUAGAUGCACUGUGUUAAUAAAUGACAGAACAUGAAGAAAUCAUAGGAAAUAAAUUUGAACGAUAUAAUCAGAAUGGUAAGCUCUGCAUUUUGUAAAAGGCCGAUGCUAUAGACAAAUUUUAUAUUUCAUGUUAGAUAUGGAGGUCUGAUGACAGUCAUGCAUUUCUAUGUAAUCAGGAAAAUAUUAGAAUGUGAUCAUAUGAGUUUGCAUAUUUUAGAUUGUAGAAAAGAAAUGUUACCCAGGCUGGAAUGCAGUGACACAAUCUUAGCUCACUGCAACCUCCGCUUCCUGGGUUCAAACAAUUCUCAUGCCUCAGCCUCUCAAGUAGCUGGGACUACAGGCAUAUACCACCAUGCCUGGCUAUUUUUGUUUUUUUUUUGUAUUAUUAGUACAGACAGAGUUUUGUCACAUUGGCCAGGUUGGUCUCAAACUCAAGUGAUACGCCAGCCUUGACCUCCUAAAGUGCUGGGAUUACAGGCAUGAACCGCCUUACCAAGAAAUUGCUCCUCUUUUAUUUCAGAAUAGGUUGUAGGCUCUCACUCUUCUAGCCUGAACCCAUGAAGUACUAAUAUCCAAAAAACAUUAAUAGCACUUGCUGUGGAAAAAUGAUUACACAUUUUAAAGUUUGAUAUAAUUAUAGUAAAAUUACCAUGCAAGGUGUUUACUUUUAAUAUUUUUACAAAAAAAUUAACGAUAUAUUAAAUGGUAAAUGAUUGUACUCAUUUAUUCACCUGCCUCAUGUUUUCAUUAUAAACAUCCUAAAUUAAAUCCUAUUGUAUUUUACACGUUUCAAUUGAUUGUAU